Molecule: messenger RNA, 483 nt
Organism: Suillus plorans
Lineage: Eukaryota; Fungi; Basidiomycota; Agaricomycetes; Boletales; Suillaceae
Exons: 5
Coding region: 1-483 (160 amino acids)
Source: RefSeq, a predicted model, not a curated record
AUGAAAGAGCACAGAGCAACGAUAAAUAAUACUUAUACAGUAGCACUGCAAAUCAUCGUCAUGAAUAUUUCAAGUCUCAAGCACCGGCACUUUGAAAUCUUUUCCAACAAUUUCACCAAAGGGGUGCCAACAGGACCGUGCACCUUCGAUAAUGUAAUUUACCAAUACAUGGACCCGACGGUUUGUACCGUCGAGCUCGUUGUUCACAAUGGCCUUACCACCUCCAUACACGGCAUAACUAUCUUCGUUAUUCCCUGGCUCGACGUCCCCGAUGGCCUUUGCAUCUUCGCUCCGGAACUACUGUCAUUUCACCCUUUCGUCUCCUGCUUUCCUACCCAAGCUCAAUCUGUCCUUGUCAUUGCUGUCAUUUCUCUUCGUCGUUGUCGUUACAUGAUGGAACGUUCUACUGUUCAAGUUUACCAUUACUUACAAGACCUGAAUUCCUACAUUGGUACAUCCCAUGUUACUGUUGUAUUCAAAUAG